CAUGAAGGAAAGGAGGAAUACACAGCCGCUGGUGGCGAGAUGCAAACUGGUUCUUGUGGGGGACGUUCAAUGCGGAAAAACUGCAAUGUUGCAAGUCCUGGCGAAGGAUUGUUAUCCAGAGACCUACGUGCCCACGGUGUUUGAAAACUACACAGCCUGUCUGGAGCUGGAGGAGCAGCGAGUGGAGCUCAGUCUGUGGGACACCUCAGGUUCUCCAUACUAUGAUAACGUGAGGCCCCUGUGCUACAGUGACUCAGACGCAGUUUUGCUGUGUUUUGACAUCAGUCGCCCUGACACUGUGGACAGCAGUCUGAAGAAGUGGAAAACUGAGAUCUUGGACUUCUGUCCGAGCACACGUAUCCUGCUCAUUGGCUGUAAGACAGACCUGCGCACAGAUGUCUGCACGCUGAUGGAACUGUCCAAUCAGAAACAGACUCCCAUCACCUAUGAGCAGGGUUCUGCUAUGGCCAAGCAGCUGGGUGCAGAGGCUUAUCUUGAGUGCUCAGCGUUCACCUCGGAGAAAAGCAUCCACAGCGUGUUCCGCACCGCAGCGAUGGCCUGCAUCAACAAGCUGCAGCCUCUACCGAAAUCCAGCCCCACCCGUCGACUGUCCAAACGACUUCUCCACUUGCCCAGCAAGUCAGAUCUGCUCUCUUCCACCUUCAAGAAGGAGAAGGCCAGGAGCUGCUCAGUCAUGUGAGUGGAGACCUCUUGGGUUACAGUUCUCACAUGCGAUCCCCAGCCCC
This is a messenger RNA of Monopterus albus (swamp eel), 746 nucleotides long. RefSeq names its product Rho family GTPase 1b (gene rnd1b). Gene Ontology annotation, molecular function: GTPase activity; GTP binding. Gene Ontology annotation, biological process: small GTPase-mediated signal transduction. NCBI's taxonomy places the organism in Eukaryota, Metazoa, Chordata, Actinopteri, Synbranchiformes, Synbranchidae. The transcript has 5 exons. Bases 2 to 700 code for a protein of 232 amino acids. The record is from RefSeq and is a predicted model, not a curated record.